GCGCGACCAAGUUUAGUCGAACGCAAUCCCGCAAUUUUAACGAACAAUUUUUAUUGUGCAUUUCUAUCGAAGUUUUUUUUUUUUUUUUGGUUGAAAAGUUUCGAAGAAAACGGUUUUGAGAAAUUGUGAAAAGCGGUGGUCAUCUGUGAAUAUGUCCCACGCAAAUUAUAAUACGCAAAACAUUCCAUGUUUUCCACCAUAUUUCAAUACACAGAAUGAACAGGAAGAAUUUUAUUGGAACUCUUCACCGUGCAGCACCGAUUCCGCGUACAAUUAUCGGGAACUCUCGCCGAACGUAUCGAAUCUACCCUUAGACAAUAGAACAAAUCCGCAUCGGAUAAUAUUCAACAGUCAAACGGACACAAUUUUCAAAACGGACCCAAAUAUUCCAUCCGAUGAAAACUAUAAUCGAUUUUACUACGAUGGAACAACGACGAAAAAUGACGGAACUACUAUGCCGUUUACGCGGAUGCCAAAGCGUCGUACAACAGCCAACAAAAAAGAACGUCGUCGAACACAGAGCAUAAAUACAUCAUUCGCACAAUUGAGAGAUUGCAUACCAAAUGUACCAUCGGACACAAAACUAUCAAAGAUAAAAACGUUACGAUUGGCCACUAGCUAUAUAAACCACUUAAACGGGGUGCUUCGAGGCGACCAGGAUCCAUCAAUUGGAUUUCGUGCGGAAUUGGUGCCAUCGUCACGCAAAAUAAAUGCUGAGCGUCGGGCAAAACUAGAAGCACAGACCCUCUUGACUGAACCACGAAGAAAUAAAGGACGUACUGGUUGGCCACAGCAUGUAUGGGCAUCCGAAUUAAAAGCGUCCGAUGAUUAAUUCCUAUUUCACAUUUCAAGCAGUCAACAUAUAUCUCAUAUUAGUUAUUACUUGAACAGUUUUUGUGUGUUUUUGAGGACUUUUCCGCACUCGUUCUGAAACGGUUUCAGUUUAGAUAAAAUUAGACACAAGUCAGUAAAUAAAACUUGUGGAAAUUGUGCAUUAGUUUUAAAAAUAUGGACAAAACUUUGUGUGAAACUCAAGAUUUUUUUUUCUUCAGAUUUAUUUCACACUCAAAAUAAUCUGAAAUUAAAGAAAAAAUGAUAAAAAUUCAAUUAAAGUAGAAGAUAGUAUUGCCAAAUCCUAUGGAAUAGGAACUGUCCAGCUGUUCAAGCGUACAGAUAAGAGAACUCGAUUAGUCAUAUGGAUAUUUUGGGCUAUUUAUAUAUUUUGUCAAUGAUUCAUUCACAUGCUCGCCACGGAAGUUUAACAUCCAAUUUAAUUGUACAAGCAACACAAAAUCACAAAGUCGAUAAAAGGCGAUAUGAAAUGUUGGAAUAAAACUGAAAUGCACUAAUGGGUUUCAUAAGAUUGGAACAGAAUUUUUAUUCCGCUCUGAUGAAUCACAUUCGGAUGUGUUUCAUCCAGAAAACAAUGCGUACAGUACCCGAAAAAUUGAGUGAUUCAAGCAAGAAGAACAUAUGACUAAAAUUUAUUAAGAUAAAAACGUGAGAAAAUCCUUAUUGCAACAAUUAUAUAUAUAUAUAUAUAUAUGCCAUUAUCAUACACAUGUUCAUUCUCCAAAUAUUGAGUAAAUUUUAGUAUUUAUGAAAAACAAAACGAAUACUAUCUUUGGCUAUAUCACAGCUGAAAGAAUGAAGAAUAAAGAAAAAAACAAACAAACACAUGAACAAGAUUCACGACGAUUCGAUCAACGUUGAUGGAAACAUGUAAAUGUAAUAAACGAAGUCGUGUUUCAUAUUCUGAAAA
Molecule: messenger RNA, 1762 nt
Organism: Sitodiplosis mosellana (orange wheat blossom midge)
Lineage: Eukaryota; Metazoa; Arthropoda; Insecta; Diptera; Cecidomyiidae
Gene: Hand
Product: heart- and neural crest derivatives-expressed protein 2
Exons: 4
Coding region: 152-832 (226 amino acids)
Biological process (GO): developmental process; regulation of transcription by RNA polymerase II
Molecular function (GO): DNA-binding transcription factor activity, RNA polymerase II-specific; protein dimerization activity; RNA polymerase II transcription regulatory region sequence-specific DNA binding
Source: RefSeq, a predicted model, not a curated record